CCAUGGUAGCACGCAUUAGCUUUAUCCAUGGGCAAUUGCUUUACCUGCCACCUCCGCGCAGACAGACGCAAAAUGGGCAGCAAACAAGUGUGCUUACUUCUUGGAGCAACUGGUGUUGGAAAGACUUUAUUGCUUAAACGGCUACAGAGGAUCAGUUUACAUGGUUCAUGUGAAGUAGACUCGCCUCCAUCGACUCUUCCCACAGUAGGAACCAACCUCACAGACCUGACCAUGAAAAAGAAGAAGGUGACGGUGAGGGAAAUUGGCGGCUGCAUGGGCCCUAUUUGGCCCAGUUACUUCCAGGACUGCUUCUCUGUCAUCUUCAUGGUGGAUUCCGCCAACACCGUUCAGAUAUCCUCCUCCUGUAUCCAGCUGCUGUCCGUGCUCUCUGCUGAGCCUCUGAGCAACGCUGCUGUGCUUAUUCUCUUCAACAAGAGGGAUAUGCCUUGCCUCAUGAGCCUCACAGAGAUAAAGUCAUUGUUCAGAAUGGAUGACAUCAUUGCCUCGGCUCCGCAGCCUGUCACGACGCUGGAGGUCAGCGCCCGCUCUGGACAGGGUCUGCAAGAGGUGUUGAGCUGGCUGGAGUCCGUCACAGUCAAGUGAAAUGCCUUUGAUUUUUUUUUUUUUUACUGAGACAUAGCUGGGAGCCUGGAGAAGCCUUAUGGUCAAUUACGUCAAGAUUCUCGAUCUGAAAUAACGUUUAGGGCUGGACAACAGAAAAA
Fundulus heteroclitus (mummichog) is the source of this 722-nucleotide messenger RNA. RefSeq names its product ADP-ribosylation factor-like 16 (gene arl16). Gene Ontology annotation, molecular function: GTP binding; GTPase activity. The transcript has 5 exons. NCBI's taxonomy places the organism in Eukaryota, Metazoa, Chordata, Actinopteri, Cyprinodontiformes, Fundulidae. Bases 28 to 603 code for a protein of 191 amino acids. The record is from RefSeq and is a predicted model, not a curated record.